Molecule: messenger RNA, 4446 nt
Organism: Cicer arietinum (chickpea)
Lineage: Eukaryota; Viridiplantae; Streptophyta; Magnoliopsida; Fabales; Fabaceae
Product: disease resistance protein RPV1
Biological process (GO): signal transduction; defense response
Molecular function (GO): ADP binding
Source: RefSeq, a predicted model, not a curated record
AUUAAUUAGUCAAAUCAACCAAUAAACAAAGCUUGUCAAAGUAAAGUAAACGCGAAUGUACUCACGUGUAUUAAGCAAGAUAGAUCUCUCUACAAACCAAAACAGAAACAAAGAAUCAUCAAGUUACAGAGAUGACGUCAUCAUCAUCCGGUAGAGCAUUCCGUCUUCGUUGGGAUGUAUUCUUAAGUUUCAGAGGAGAAGACACACGCGAAUGUUUCACGAAAAAACUGCAUGAAUCACUCAAAAGCCAAGGUAUUCGUGCUUUCAUGGACGACGAAGGUUUACAGCGUGGGGACCACAUAGCACUCAGACUUAUUGAAGCCAUUGAUGAUUCUGCUGCUUCCAUUGUUAUUAUCUCUCCUAACUACGCAGAUUCUGAUUGGUGCCUUAAAGAACUUGCUAAGAUUUUCGAGCGUGGGAGACUUGUUAUUCCUGUUUUCUACAAGGUUGAUCCGUCUCAUGUUAGGAAACAAUCGGGUCCUUUUGAAGAAGGUUUUAGGAUUCUUGAAAAGCGGUUUGGGAAUCAGGAAGGGAAGGUUUGGAGAGAAGCUAUGUCUAAACUUGGUGGAAUUGCUGGUUUGCUUUAUGAUGAUAGUAAUGGUGAUGGAGAGCAUGAUAAUUUGAUACGCCUUUUGGUGCAAAGGGUUUUGAAGGAGUUAAGCAAUACUCCAAUGAAUGUAUCUGAGUAUGCAGUGGGGAUCAAUGAACGUGUUGAGAAGGUGAUGGAUCUGUUAAAAGAUCAAUCCAACAAUGUCAAUGUUUUGGGAUUGUAUGGUAUGGGUGGUGUUGGUAAGACUACACUUGCAAAGGCUCUUUUCAAUAGUCUUGUUGGUCGUUUCGAGCGUCGAUGUUUCCUUUCAAAUGUGAGACAAUUUUCAUCUAAAGAGGAUGGUUUGGUUUCUCUUCAAAGCAAUAUCAUUAAAGAUCUUUCUCAUGAAAAAAGGACUCAUCAGAGUCCUAUCAUUGAUGUUAAUGCUGGUAUUUCUGCUAUCAAAAGAAUAGUUAACGAAAAUCGAGUUCUUCUAGUGUUGGAUGAUGUUGAUGAUGUAAAUCAGCUUGAUGCUUUGAUUGGUAAAAAGGAAUGGUUUUAUAAAGGAAGUUGUAUAAUAAUCACCACAAGAGAUACAACUGUUUUGCCUAAGAGGCAUGUCAAUGAUUUAUAUGAAGUUACAGAACUGUAUCCUGAACAAGCUUUAGAGUUAUUCAGUCACCAUGCAUUCAGUAAAAAGGAGCCACCACCAAAUUUUCUGAAUCUGUCAAAGCAAAUUGUGUCUCUUACAGGGAAAAUGCCAUUGGCUUUAGAAGUGUUCGGUUGCUUUCUGUUUGGUAAAAGGAGGGUGGAGGAAUGGGAGGAUGCUGUUGAGAAGCUGAAAAGAAUCCAGCCAGAGAAUCUUCAUGAUGUGUUGAAGAUAAGUUAUGAUGGGUUGGAUGAACAAGAGAAGUGUAUAUUCCUUGAUAUUGCCUGUUUCUUUAUUCAAACAAAGCGCGGUGAUGUGAUUGAUGUGUUGAGAGGUUGUGGAUUUAGAGGAGAGAUAGCUAUGACAAUCCUUGAAGAAAAAUGCUUAAUCAAAAUAAGGGAAGACAGUACUCUUUGGAUGCAUGAUCAAAUUAGGGAUAUGGGAAGACAGAUUGUUCUAGAUGAAAACCAUGUUGAUCUUGGGAUGCGUAGUAGAUUGUGGGAUCGUGUUGAAAUCAUGUCUGUUUUGAAGAGUAAGAAGGGAACAAGAUGCAUACAAGGAAUUGUACUAGACUUUAAGGAAAGAUCAAAAAAGUUGACUACUACAAGUUAUUCUCAUCCUCAUGCAGAGAAGUACAAUGAGGUAGUACUUAAUGCCAAAUCAUUUGAACCAAUGGUUAACUUGAGAUUGCUCCAGAUCAAUAAUCUGAGUUUGGAAGGCAAGUAUCUUCCAAAUGAACUGAAGUGGCUACAAUGGCGAGGAUGUCCUUUAGAAUCUAUGCCUCUGGACACUUUGCCCCGAGAACUGACUGUCCUUGAUCUCUCAAAUGGCCAGAAAAUUAAAAGCUUGUGUCGAUCAAAAAGUCACACGCAGGUACCAGAGAACCUAAUGGUCAUGAACCUCUCCAACUGCAUCCAACUUGCUACAAUUCCUGAUUUAUCUUGGUGUCUCCAGAUAGAGAAGAUAAAUUUGGAAAACUGCAUUAAUCUAACAAGGAUUCACGAAUCAAUUGGAAGUUUGACUACCUUGCGUAAUCUGAAUAUGACGCGUUGUAGAAACAUUGUUGAACUUCCCAGUGAUGUCUCGGGUCUGAAACAUCUAGAGAGCCUCAUUCUUUCUAGUUGCUCCAAGUUGAAAGCAUUACCUGAAAACAUAGGCAUACUUAAAUCUCUGAAAGUACUUGCUGCUGAUGACACAACUAUAGUAGAGCUUCCCCAAUCUAUUUUUCGCCUGACCAAACUCGAAUCGCUUGUUUUAGACCGUUGCAAAUAUUUGAGAAGACUACCAGAAUGCAUUGGAAAUCUAUGUUCUUUGCAAGAAUUAUCUCUUAAUCAGUCAGGUUUACAAGAAUUACCCAACACUAUUGGAUCCUUGAAAAACCUUGAGAAAUUAAGUUUGAUUUGGUGUGAAUCUCUCACUCAAAUGCCUGAUUCCAUAGGAAAUCUCGUAUCGUUGACAGAACUUUUGGCUUACCACAGUGGAAUUACAGAACUCCCUGCCACCAUUGGUUCACUAUCCUAUAUGAGCAAGUUAUCAGUUGGAAAAUGUAAACUUGUCAAUAAAUUGCCUGACUCAAUUAAAACUCUAGUUUCAAUUAUCGAACUCGAGUUAGACGGAACAUCUAUCAGAUAUCUACCAGAUCAAAUUGGAGAGAUGAAACAACUUAGGAAACUUGAGAUUGGAAAUUGUAGUUAUCUUGAAUCUUUGCCGGAAUCGAUUGGCCACCUAGGAUCUCUUACUACACUGAACAUAGUCAAUGGAAUUAUCAAGGAAUUGCCAGCAUCGAUUGGAUUACUAGACAAUCUUGUUACCUUAAAAUUAAGCAGAUGUAGAAUGCUCAGACAUCUUCCAGCUUCUAUAGGAAACCUGAAAUCUCUAUAUCACUUAAUGAUGGAAGAAACAGCUAUACUAGACUUGCCUGAAAGUUUCGGUAUGCUUUCAAGCUUGAGAACACUAAGAAUGUCAAAGAAGCCUGAUUUAGUUUCCACAUUAUCUGUGGAGAAUAUUGGUUAUUUUGUGAUACCAUCUUCUUUCUGUAAUCUGACCUUGCUACAUGAGCUGGAUGCGCGUGCCUGGAGAUUAUCCGGGAAAAUUCCGGAUGAUUUUGAGAAGUUAUCAUUGUUAGAGACUUUAAAUUUGGGCCAAAACAAUUUUCACAGCCUUCCUUCCAGCUUGAAAGGCCUUUCCGUUCUCAAGAAUCUCUCACUGCCAAAUUGUACGGAACUGAUUUCUCUCCCCUCGCUUCCUUCGAGCUUGAUUGAGCUGAAUGCUGAUAAUUGUUAUGCACUACAAACUAUACAUGACAUGUCAAAUUUAGAGAGUUUAGAGGAGUUGAAACUCACAAAUUGUGAGAAAGUGGUGGAUAUUCCAGGUCUUGAAUGCUUGAAAUCGUUGAGAAGGUUGUACCUAAGUGGUUGCAAAGCAUGUUCCUCCAAUGCAUACCGAAGGCUUUCGAAGGUUGCAUUGAGAAAUUUUCAGAACUUGAGCAUGCCAGGAACCAAGUUACCAGAAUUGUUUUCAGGAGAAACUGUAAGCUUUACCAAGCGCAAAAAUCUUGAGCUAACAAGUGUAGUUGUAGGUGUUAUUUUUUCAAUUAACCAUAACAAAAUGGAAAUUCAAAUGCCUGGGGUGGUUGAUGUUCAAGCAAAAGUUCUCAAACUAGGCAAACUUAUCUACAGUUCAGUGCUAUACAUAGGAGGAGUGCCAAGGACAGAUGAAAAACACAUACACUUGCGAAGGUUCCAAGAUUACCAUCCAUUGGUAUCCAUUUUAAAAGAUGCUGAUACAGUUAGUGUGGCAAAGAGAAGUCCUUCUUUUGAUGAGAGGUUAGAGUUGAAAAAAUGUGGAAUACAUUUAAUCUAUGAAGGGGAUGAUGAUUAUGUGGGAGAUGAAGAAUCGUUGGACAAAGGCCUACAAUCUGUCUCAGAAAGGUUGGCUAGGUUUUUCAACACUAGUGAAUGUGUUAAUGACACUCAGAGUGAAGAUGAUUGUCAACAUGAACUGGAGCAAGAAAAAGAGCAUGGAACUAGAUUACUUCCUGUUAAAGGCAAUUUCAUUCUUCUCAUCCUGCUUAAUAUAUUCUUUGUGCUGUUGAGUUGGUUUUGGUUGAGGUAUUUGUCAAGUGCUGAACGAAGAGAUUGAUACCUACUUCCUAGUUAGAUUUGAUUAUGAUUGCUUUUUUUGUUUUGUUUUGUUUUGUAUAUGAUGACAUGGACAUGCACCAAAUAAUGCUUGAUUAAAAUACUUGCUUGCCCCUUUGGAAUUACUA